This is a messenger RNA of Toxorhynchites rutilus septentrionalis, 25016 nucleotides long. It is a transcript of the gene bent, whose product is annotated as twitchin. The transcript is spliced from 26 exons. Gene Ontology annotation, molecular function: ATP binding; protein binding; protein kinase activity. NCBI's taxonomy places the organism in Eukaryota, Metazoa, Arthropoda, Insecta, Diptera, Culicidae. The record is from RefSeq and is a predicted model, not a curated record. The coding region runs from base 248 to 24730 and encodes 8160 amino acids. Gene Ontology annotation, biological process: protein phosphorylation.
CGAAAACGCAGCAUUUGAGUCACAAGUUAGCGGGUAUAGCAUCUAAAAAUAAGCGUUCCAAGUUAGCAAUUCUUGAGAAAGAAAAAAAGCCAGUGAAGUGAACUAGUGGCAGUAGAUCAUCUUCGGUGAAACUCCGCAUCAAUGUUUGAACCGGAAUCCGCUCUCAGUUUACCGUAGCAGAGCGCGAAUCGCGAAUCGAGAAUUUGAUAACUGUGUCUUCCAAGUGUUUGUGUUGUGUGUGUGAAUUAUGGCGGACCAUGACUUUGCCCCAAGCUUCACCCAGAAGCCCCAGCUGCGCCAGGAGGACGAUGGCAAUCGGUUAGUGUUCGAGUGUCAGCUGGUUGCGAAGCCCAAACCGGCGAUCGAGUGGUAUCGCAGUGAAGAACUCCUUACGCAGAAUGCCCGCACCAAGUUCAAGAUCCAGUCCUUCGGCGAGAACAAAUACUUCGUGGUGCUGGAGCUGGACGAUGUGAUCGACACCGAUGCGGGCCUGUACAAGGUGAAGGCCAAGAACCGUAUGGGUGAGGUAUCCGCCUCUAUCAAUCUUAAUUUCAGUCCUGCCGACGAACCAGUAGAGAAACAAAUUGACGGCCUUGCGCCAACGUUCAUCAAGAAGCCCUCCAUCCAGCAAGAGAACGAUGGCAAGCGGCUGAUCUUCGAGUGUCAGAUUCAGGCAGAUCCCAAGCCACAGAUCAGAUGGUCACACAAUAGCAAAGUGAUCGACAACACACCAAGGCAUAAGUUCAAAGUACAAAACGAUGGCAAGCAUUACUUCGCGACGCUGGAAGUGGACAAUGUUACGUUUGAGGAUUCGGGCAAGUACAAGGUGACGGCUAAGAACGAACUGGGCGAAUCGAGCGCAACAAUUAGUUUGAACUUCGACAGUGAGGAAGUUCCGGUACCAGCGGAUGGUUUUAAACCAGCCUUCACAGAGCGACCUAUACCACGGCAAUCGGAUGACGGCAAGAAUAUUAUAUUUGAGUGUAGAUGUAUCGGUGAUCCGAAACCAACAUACACAUGGUUCCACGAAAAGAAGGAAAUUCAGUUAAGCGGCAGGUUUCACAGUGAGGUUGAAGAAGAUCAAAAUCACUGCCACCUGAUACGAUUUACCAUCAAGGAUGUUAAGCAGUUAGACCGGGGCGUGUACAGCGUCCUGGCGAAAAACAAGCAUGGCGAUUCGUCGGCAAUCAUAAACUUGAACUUUGAUUCGAGCGCGAAGCUGAUAAAUCCCGAGGGUAAAUCACCCCGCUUUCCACAGAAGCCCACCAUUACCCAAAAGGGCGAGGUGCUCUCGAUGGAGUGCAUCCUGGAGGCGCUCCCGGUGGCCGAUAUUAACUGGUAUCACGGCCAGACCACGAUCACCGACGGCGAGCGGUACAAAAUCUUGCGCAAAGCGAUCUCAAACGAUACCUACCUACUGACACUCCAAAUUUCACAACCGACCGCUAACGACGGGGGCAUCUAUCGUUGCCACGCUUUCAACCCGUUCGGGGAAAGCAAUGCGCACAUUACGCUUAACUUCAAAGCGAACGAGAACGAUAGAGGCUUUGCUCCGUCGUUCGUGGAGAAACCGAAGAUCAUACCGAACAAGCUCGGCACGCUGAUAACGAUGAAGUGUAGAUGUAGAUCGAAACCGAAACCGACCGUCAAGUGGAUGCGCAAGAAACAGGAGGUGAAAUCGUCCAACAAAGUGACCAUCGAGGUCAAGACCGUCGACGAGGACACGUACGAGCUGACGCUGAACAUCAAGGAUCCCAGCUCGGAGGACGGCGGCAGCUACUCGUGCAUCAUCAGCAACGAGUUCGGCGAGAGCAGCGCGACCCUGAAUCUGAACAUCGAGUCCGAGCAAGAGACGUCCGAGAAGGGACCGGUGUUUGUCGAGAAGCCCCACAUCAUCUCGCUGGAGAACGGCAAAGUCGUGCGGAUGGAGUGCAAGGUCAGGACCGAGCUCAAGCCGGACAUCACAUGGACUCGCGAGGGCAGACUGCUGCAAGAGACCAGCAAGCUCAAGAUGACGGUGACGUCAGAGAAGGACGUGUACCACGUCUGCCUGGUGCUCAAGGAUCCACAGACGGAAGACUCCGGCACGUACAAGUGCAACAUCAAGAAUGCUCUCGGGGAGUUAAAUGCUAAUUUAAUUCUUAACAUUGAGAUUAUUCCCGUCAUCAAGGAAAAGCCGAAACUGGUAACGAACGUGAAGAAGCGUAUGGCGACGAUCGAGUGUGCGGUUGCGUCCCGCUUCCGGCCGGAUUGCGUCUGGAUGAAGGAGACGACGGUGAUCAAGGAGACGCACCGGCACAUGAUCAAGAUCGAGGAAACCCGCGAGGGCGAGUUCUCGGUCAAGCUCAACAUCAGCGAGCUGAGCGAGGCCGACUUCGGCGCGUACAAGCUGGUCGCCAAGAACGACAAGGGCCAGGCGACCUCGCAGGUGAUCGAGCUGAAGGACAUCGUGUUCGAGAAGCCACCGCCGACCAAGCCGAUCAUCGACCCGAAGUUUACGGACGUGAUGCUCGACGAGGGUGGCAAUCUGACGCUGGCUGCCGGCCUCGUACAUCCGGAUCGCCACUUCAAGGUGUACUGGAUGAAGAACAAGACCAUACUGAAGGCCAGCGAGAGCGUCAUUCAGGAGUUCAACGGGCGCAUGGUUAAGCUGCAGGUCAAGAACUGUACCGUGGAGGAUGCCGGCAUCUACAAGGUGUCGGUCAGCAACGAACUGCAGAGUGACGAGUGCGAAGCGAAGGUGACGAUUACCCCGAAACCGAAGCCGAAGGACGAGGAGAAGAAGAAGAAGGUUGUCAAAAAGGUGGAAGAGAAGAAGGUUGAGGAGAAGGUUGAAGAGAAGAAGGUCGAGGAGAAGAAGGUUGAAGUCAAACAGGAGAAGGUCUCAUUGAAGGUCGAAGAGAAGAAGGCUGAGAUGAAGGUUGAAGCGAAAAAGACCGAACUGAAGGUUGAGGAGAAGAAGGCCGAGCUCAAGGUCGAAGCCAAGAAGGUGGAAGAAAAGAAGGCCGAAGUUAAGAUUGAGGAGAAGAAGGCCGAGCUCAAGGUGGAGGAGAAGAAGGUGGAAGCAAAGAAGACCAAGAAGGUAGACAAGGUAGAGAAAAUCGAAAUCAAGAUCGAACCCGAGAAGAAGGUUGAAGAAAAGAAGGUCGAAGAGAAGAAGGCAGUCAAGAAGGAAGAAAAGAUUGAAAUCAAGAUCGAAGAAGACAACGCGGAUGUUCCGAGGAUUAAGGAAACGACACCUGUUCCGAAAGGCUUGGAAGCUCCAAGCAUCGAAAUCAUUCGAGACAAAGGUGGUAGUCGUCGUGGUUCAUUCUUGGAUGACCGCCGUCCAAGUUUGCUGAUGGGCGAUGAUACAAAGCUACGACCAGGGGAAGUUCUCGACGAUCGAAAGAAACGACGACCAUCAAUCGAUGUGCGACGCCCGAGUAUUCAAGAUAUGGACGAGAAGAUCAACCAACCAUCGACGCCACUUCGAGCCAUCGGCGAGGAGGGCAAAGCUGCCGUCAUCGUUGACUUCCAGGAGAGCUAUUCGGCCGUUGAAGAUCAAACCGGUUACAUCUCGAUCCAGGUCGAGGGUAAUCCCGCUCCAACGUGGAAGUUCUUUAAGGGUAUCACCGAGCUGAUCGAUGGCGGUCGCUACAAGCAUCACACCGAUGGUGAAAGUAACACGAUCACCCUUUGCAUUCGCAAAGUCAAGCCAACCGACGAGGGCAAAUACAAGGUUGUUGUUUCCAACGCGCACGGCGAGGACUCGGCCGAGGUGCAGCUGUAUGUGUCCGAUUCCAGCGGUAUGGAUUUCCGUGCGAUGUUGAAAAAGCGAAAGUACGCCAAAUGGGGUAACCAGGAGAAGGAGCCCGACUGGGGCGAUCUUAAGGAGGUCGAGAAACCGAAACCACAGCUGAAGAAAGUGGAACGGAAACAAGAUACCUUCUCGAAACCACUCGUAGAUAUCACCUGCAAAGAGGGUAAGGACAAGAAGGUUGUGUUCGAGGCUACCUUCACCAAACCUAACGCCAAAGCCAAGUGGAUGCUGCGUAAAGAUGAAAUUUUCACCGGGUCCAAGUACAAGUUCAAGGUGGAGGGCGAUGUGUACACGUGUAUAAUCACAAAUCCCCGAACGGAAGAUGGCGGUAAAUAUACACUGGAAAUUGCUGGUGUCUCAUGUUUCGCCUAUCUGACUGUGGAGGAGGCCGAUCCGGUGUACAAGUUUACCAAAACGCUGAAAAAGACCGAAAAGGGAUUCUUGACACACGACACCCACUUGGAGUGCGCGGUCGAUAACUCGUUAGCUCCCAUCUCCUGGUGGAAGGGAGAGACGAAGCUGGAGAACAACGACAAGUACGUUAUCGGCAAGGAUCUGAACGGAACCGUCACACUGAUAAUCAAGAAUUCUACCCUCGCCGAUGCCGAUAACUACACGUGUAAAAUCGAGAAGCAGCCCGACAAAACGGAGACCAAGCUGAAGAUCGUCGAGUACAACUACAAGUUCACCAAGGUGCUCAAGAGCCAACAGCUGUUCGUCAAGGACACCGUCACCUUGGCUUGCGAGCUCGACCAUGUUUUGGGUCAGGUGGAAUGGUUCAAGGGGGAUACCAAGAUUGUGGAAAGCGACAAGAUACAAAUCAUCAAGGAUGGUCGCAAGCAUAAGCUCGUGCUGAAGGACGUCGAAAAGGUUGACAGUGGAAUGUACCGAUGUGUGAGCAACGCCGACAAAACCGAAGCUGAAAUAUUUGUGAAACGACCAAACAAGUUCCUCAAGAAGCUGAAGGAUACCACCGGAGACGAAACGCAGAGAUGCGUGCUCGAGGUACAGGUCCAGGACGAGGAGGCCGACAUCCAGUUCUUCCUUGGCGAAACCGAGCUCAAAAAGAGCGACAAGAUUGACAUCGUUUCAACCGGUGAUGGUACACAUCAGCUGAUCUUCAACAAGCUGGAGCUGACUGACGCAGGGGAGAUCCGCUGCGAGUGUGGUCCACUGACCAGCAAGUGUACCCUUAAGGUGAACAAGAAGGAAACGAAACCGAAAUUCGAUGUUCCACCGAAGGUGGAGGCCCCUGCAAAGGAGGUUAAGGUGUUGGAAGUUCCGUUCUCAACCGGUGAGUCACGCCAAUCCAAGGUCACCGCCAAGGUGUUCAAGGAUGGUAAGCCGGUACCACCGGAAGAUAUUGAUAUAGUUGUAGAGAAGGAUAAGGUCGUUCUUAAGUUCAAGAAAACCGAGUUCAAGGAUUCGGGCGCAUAUAAAAUCGUGCUGGAAAAUGCCACCGGCAAAGAAGAGCAUGACACUGAUAUUGUGUUCCAAGAGAAGCCACCGCCACCGCAAGAUCUUCAGUGCACCAACAUUUUCCAGACCCGCUGUGUGGUCAAGUGGAAGGCACCGGUGAACGAUGGUGGCUCACCGCUGACCAAGUACGUUCUGGAGCGGCAGGAUGUGUUCAAACGGUCCGGGUGGGAACCUCUCGAAGAGGUACCCGGAGACCAGACCAAGUUUGCUGUGACAGAUUUAACCCCGGGCAGACACUACAAAUUCCGAGUGAAGGCUGUCAACAAGAUGGGACAAUCGGAGUACGUUACCAUGGAGGAGGAUAUCAUUGCAAAGGAUCCAUGGACCGAGCCCGACCCACCGCGGGAAUUGAUAAUCUCCGACUGGGACAAGGACUUUGUCGAGCUAUCCUGGAAGGUACCAGCAUCUGAUGGCGGUGCUCCUAUCCAGAGCUAUAAUGUUGAGUACAAACCAUACACGGCUGCGGCUUGGAAACACUUCGAAGAUGUUGGUCCUAAUCAGUUGAAAACAACUUUGCGUGGUCUGAAGGAAGGUGAAACGUUUGAGUUCCGCGUGAGGGCUACCAACCAAGGGGGUGCCAGUAAACCUAGCAACGUAACCGAACCGCUCAAGAUCAGAGAUAGAUACGUCAAGCCGUUCAUUGAGGGUAAUGGCAUUCAAGACAUUACCCUCAAAAAGGGCCAAACGAUACGUUAUUACGUUCAGUACGGUGGAGAACCAGAGCCAGAGGUUGUUUGGCAAAAAGAUGAUGUGCUUAUUAUCUGUGAUUCGGAGAAGCGUAAAACUAUCGAUAUAGAACAUUACGCCACAACUCUGCAAGUUCGACACGCGGUACGUGCCGACUCUGGUAAAUACAAACUAAAACUGAAGAAUGGCAGCGGCGAAUUUGAGACUGCCGCCAAGGUUCUGGUUCUAGACGUUCCCACACAGCCGAUUGGGCCGAUCAAAAUCGAAAAAGCUAGGGCAAACCAUGUUGUUAUUAGCUGGCAACCCCCAGAGGAUUCCGGUGGUUGCCCUUUGACCGGAUACCUCCUGGAAAAGAUGGACGUAGAGAAUGGUACUUGGUUACAAGCUGGGGAAUGUGGUGCCGACCAGCUUACCUUCGACUUCCAGCACCUACAGAAGGGAAGGAAGUUCGAGUUCAGAGUUAAGGCUUACAACAAGGAAGGAGAGUCGACACCACUGGAAACAUUGUUAGCGGUUAAGACUGUCAAUCCGUACGAUCCACCCGAAGCUCCCGGAAAGCCGGCGGUCGAUGACUACGGCGUUGACUUCGUCGAGCUCAAGUGGGAAGCUCCCGAAAAGGAUGGCGGCCGUCCGAUCACUCACUAUAUUGUGGAGUUCAAGAACAAGUUCCUAUCCGACUGGACCGAAUGCGCAAAGACUGAGUCGCCGGAGCCCGUGUGCAAGGUCCAUGGGUUGAAGGAGAAGGUAGUCUACCAGUUCCGAGUACGUGCCGUCAACAAGGGUGGCGCUUCCAAGGCUUCGGAGCCUAGCGAUAACCAUACUGUGAAGCACAAGAACCUUAAACCUCGCAUCGAUCGCACCAACCUGAAGAACGUUACCAUCAAGGUUGGAAAGGCCCAUCUCUGGUCGGUGGACGUGAAGGGAGAACCCGAGCCAGAAAUAGUUUGGAGCUGGCGAGAUAACAUUCCACUAACGGUGUCCGAGAAUAUCAAGGUUGAAACCGCAAAUUACCACACCAAUUUCUCGAUCAAGGAUGCCAAGCGUGCCGAUACCGGCAAGUAUAAGAUAACCGCCAAGAACGCCUCGGGUAAGGACGAGGAGGAGGUCGAGCUGGUGGUGCUGGGUUCGCCUGGUAGAUGCCAGGGUAAACUGGAGAUCUCAAACGUCACCAAGAAGGGCCUGAAGCUGAAGUGGAGGAAACCUGCCGACGACGGUGGUUGUCCGAUCACAGAGUAUAAAAUCGAGAAGUUGAAGAACAAAAACGGCAAGUGGGUGCGUUGUGGCACCGUUAAGGGUGGUCCAGAAGUUUUGGAGGCCGAGAUAACCGGGCUGGAUGAAGGUGCUACCUAUAAGUUCCGUGUGAUUGGUGUCAACUCAGAGGGCGAAUCGGAACCACUGGAAUCGGACGAGGUUGUUGCUAAGAACCCGUAUGACGAACCGUGGAAACCCGGUCAACCGGAGAUCGUCGACUACGACAACAAAUCUGUCAAACUUAAGUGGGCUCCUCCGAAGUCUGAUGGUGGUGCUCCGAUCUUGAACUAUGUCGUCCAGAAGAAGGAGCGCUUCAAGGAAUGGGAAGAUGUCGUUGAGGUACCCGGACCUGAGGCUACAAUUGAGGACUUGAAGGAGAACACCGAAUGGCAGUUCCGUGUCAUUGCCGUGAACAAAGCUGGCCGUUCGCCUGAGUCUGAACCAACGAAUACGCAUAAGGUUAAGCAUCGCGCAUUGAAACCUCGCAUCGAUCGCACGAACCUCAAACCUAUCGUCGUUCGCUCUGGAAAGAUGGUACACUACGAUGUCAACGUGAAGGGUGAACCGGAGCCGGAGAUCACAUGGAUUGUUAAGGAGAAACAUGUCGUGAACGAUGACCACUAUGAAAUUAUUAACCAGAAUUAUAACACGAAGUUCACCAUCAAGGAGAGCUUACGUAAACACAGUGGUUUGUACGAGAUUCAGGCUAAGAAUCAACACGGUAUGGACAAAGAAGUGGUCGAAAUCACAGUUCUCGCGAGCCCGAGCAAACCGAAGGGACCUUUGGAGGUUAAGGACGUUACCAAGAAUGGUUGCAAGCUCAAGUGGAAGAAACCUGACGAUGACGGAGGAAAACCAAUCACAGCGUAUGAGCUUCAAAAGUACGAUCAAAAGGUUGGUCGCUGGGUACCGAUCGGAAAGGCGCCGGGAGAUGCCGAAGAGUUCGACGUCACCGGACUGCAGGAAGGACAGCAUUAUAAAUUCCGUGUUAAAGCUAUUAACGAAGAGGGAGAAUCUGAACCACUGGAGACAGAAGAAUACAUUGUGGCAAAAAAUCCCUUCGAUGUACCAAAGGCUCCGCAGGAUUUGGUUAUCCACGAUUGGGACAAUGCCAGUGUUACCCUGCAGUGGAAACGUCCUCUUUCGGAUGGUGGAGCUCCGAUCACUGGGUACUGCAUUGAGAAAAAACUGCGUGGGGACAACAAGUGGGAACCGGCCCUUACCACAUUCAGUCCCGAAUGCCAAGCAAAGGUUGGUGAUUUGCCAGAGAAAAACACCUACCAGUUCCGUGUUAGUGCAAUCAAUAAGGCCGGAACUGGCGAAGCUUCAGAUCCAACUAACUUCCACACUAUUAAACAUCGUUAUCUGCGUCCACGUAUCGACCGCACCAACCUGGUGCCAAUCACCAUCAAGGCGGGUCUGUCUGUGCAGUACGACAUUGAUAUCGAGGGUGAGCCAGCACCAACUGUCAAGUGGUUCCAUGGCGAGAAGGAAAUUGCCACUGAUGCGGACUACAAGAUCGACAAUGUGGAUUACAAUACAAAGUUUUUCGUUCUGCGUGGACGUCGCAAUAUGAGCGGAAAGUAUACCAUUGUUGCCACCAACUCUCAGGGCGAGGAUCGUGCCGAGGUUGAAGUAACAAUCCUCAGCAAGCCUGGUAUGCCACAGGGACCUCUGGAAGCGUCGGAUGUACACAAGCAUGGCUGCAAGCUGAAGUGGAAGGCACCAUUGGACGACGGUGGUAUGCCAAUCGAAGGUUACGAGAUCGAGAAGUUGGAUCCACUUACCGGACAAUGGAUCCCAUGUGGUCAAAGCAGCACACCGGAAGCAAACAUCGCGGGUCUCCAGGAGGGCAAGCAGUACAAGUUCCGCGUCAAGGCUUUCAAUAAGGAAGGUGACAGCGAGCCUCUUGAAAUGGAAACCGUUGUUAUCGCUAAGGAUCCGUACAGUGAACCGAGUAAACCCGGCCGACCCACACCAACCAACUGGAGCAAGGACUUUGUGGAAUUGGAAUGGGCUAAACCGAAGUCGGACGGAGGUGCUCCAAUCACCGAGUACAUUAUCCAGAAGCGAGACAAAGCAAGCCGCAAGUGGCAGGAUGCUGCCGCAGUCAGCGGUGAUCGUACCCGUGGUGUCGUGGAAGACGUUGAGGAGGGUCAUGAGUACGAGUUCCGUGUGGUUGCAGUCAACAAAGCCGGUCCAUCGGAGCCUAGCGACAUCUCCGAUAGCGUUGUUGCUAAGCCAAGAUUCCUGGCACCAAGAAUUGAUAGGAAGAAUUUGGACAAGAAGGUGCUGCGCAGUGGACAGUUGCUUAACGUUGAGGCCAAUGUUACCGGCGAACCAGCGCCAAAGGUCACUUGGGAACUUAAGGGUACACCAAUUCUCGGCAAGGAGGGUGACCGAGUACGACUGGACAAUGAAGAUUACAAGACUAAUUUGAUUAUUAGAAAUUUGAAACGUUCCGAUUCAGGCAUUUAUAAAGUUACCGCUAAGAACGAUUCUGGCACUGAUACCGUGGAAAUGGAAGUUGUCGUGCUAGCGAAACCAUCGAAGUGUAUGGGUCCACUGAAGGUGUCCGAUGUGACUGCCGAGGGAUGUAAACUGGCCUGGCUACCACCCGAGGAUGACGGUGGCGAACCGAUUCAGGCCUAUGUCGUUGAACGCAUGGAUGUCGACAGUGGUCGCUGGAUUCAGGUUUGUGAGUCUCGCUUCCCGGAGGCCGAUGUUACCGGACUGCAGGAAGGCAAGGACUACAUGUUCCGAGUGAAGGCCGUCAAUAGCGAAGGUGAGUCUGAACCACUGGAGACGGACACUAGCGUUCGUGCCAAAAACCCGUACGAUGCACCAAGUGCUCCUGGAAAGCCAAAGGCUACCGACUGGUCGAGAAAGCACGUCCACCUGGAAUGGACGGAACCAUCAAGCGAUGGUGGUGCCCCGAUUACGAAAUACAUUAUUGAAAAGAAGGACGUUAACAGUACCAAGUGGCAAAAGGCUAUGGAAACUGAUGGACCAGUCAACAAAGCUAAGGUGUCCGAUCUGUUCGAGGGUACUACUUAUCAGUUCCGUGUGAAGGCUGUGAACAAGGGUGGCCACAGUCCGUACUCGCCGUUGUCCGAUCCAGUUUUGGUCAAGGAUCGUUUCGCUCCACCAAGAAUCGAUCGCUCGACUCUCAAGAAUCUGACGCUGAAGGGCGGUCAAACUCUGAAGUUGGACUGCAAGGUUAGUGGCGAACCGGCACCAUCCAAAUACUGGUUGUUGAACAAGGCACGAGUGGAGAAAGAUGAUGCAGUGGUUCGUGCAGAAUUUGAAGAUUACCGCGCCAAACUUACCAUCGGAAAUGUGACUCGUGCACACAAUGGCACUUAUGAAAUCAAGGCCGAAAACGCUUCCGGAUUUGAUGAGGUUCAAAUCAACAUCACUGUUCUCGACAAACCAACCGCUCCCGAGGGCCCGUUGAAGGUAUCGAACGUACAUAAGGAGGGUUGUUCGUUGAAGUGGAACCCACCGCUAGACGAUGGUGGCGUCCCGAUCGAUCACUAUAAUGUUGAAAAGUUCGACAAGGAGACCCAGCGCUGGCUUCCGGUUGGACGUACGCCCGAUACGCAUAUGGAAGUCGGAAACUUGGAACCUGGACAAGAAUAUUUGUUCCGCGUGUCCGCUGUUAACGAUGAAGGUGUUUCGGAACCGUUGGCCACCGAGCAGUAUAUGGUAGCGAAGAAUCCGUUCGACGAGCCUGGCAAACCAGGAACACCGGAAGCCUAUGACUGGGACAAAAAUUACAUCGACCUUCGCUGGACGCCACCGAUGAGUGAUGGAGGCUCUCCGAUUACCAAGUAUAUAGUUGAAAAACGUGAGCACGGAACCGUUAAGUGGAUAAAAUGUGCGGAAGUCAUUGGUAACAAAUGCGAGGCUAAGGUGACGGACUUGAACGAGGGUGAAGUUUAUGAGUUCAAGGUUCGGGCCGUCAACGAGGCUGGUCCAGGCGUGUGGAGUGACCAGAGCAAACCAAUUACUGCUAAACCGAGAAAAUUGGCACCAAAGAUCGAUCGCAGAAAUCUGAAGAACCUGAGUGUUGCUAUUGGGGAGCCGUUUGGUUUCGAUGUUAAGAUAUCUGGAGAGCCUGCCCCUGAUGUCGACUGGACUAUCAACGAUCGUAUGGUUACCGUUACAACGACGCGCACUAUUGAUAAUGUACCGUACAACAGCAAGUUCGUUAACACGAACCCUGAUCGUCGUGACUCUGGCAAGUACGUUAUUAAGGCCACCAACAAAUUCGGCAGUGACCAAGUUGAAAUCACUGUUACUGUGAGAUCAAAACCAAGCAUCCCAGAGGGUCCAUUGGAAGUCAAGGACAUGACCAAGGAUAGCUGUCGUCUUGAGUGGCAGAAACCGAAAGAUGAUGGUGGUGUUCCAAUCGAUCACUAUGUCAUCGAAAAAUUCGACCCAGAUAAUGGCAUUUGGAUGAACGCUGGCAAAACCGACGGACCGAUCACUGAAGCCCCAGUUGACGGUUUGAUUCCAGGCCAUCGUUACAAGUUCCGGGUGAAGGCUGUGAACGCUGAGGGCGAAUCAGAACCAUUGGAGACUGCUGGAACCGUUGUGGCGAAGGAUAGUUUCUCUGCUCCGGACACUCCAAGUGCUCCCACCGUUGCUGAUUGGUCCGAGAAUCACGCCGUUCUUAAGUGGCCAGAACCCGACGAUGGCGGUAGCCCGAUCACCGGCUAUAUUAUCGAGAAGAAGGACAAGUACAGUCCAAUCUGGGAGAAGGCCUGUGAAACAACCUCUCCGACGCCAACUGCAACUGUCGGUGGUUUGGUCGAGGGCAACGAGUAUCAGUUCCGUGUUAUUGCUGUGAACAAGGCCGGUCCAUCCGAUCCAUCGGAUGCUAGCCGCACAUUUACCGCCAAGCCACGUUUCGCCCCACCGAAAAUCGAUCGUCGUACCAUCCGAGAUGUCUCCAUUUCGGCUGGAUCGAUGCUCAAAUUCGAUGUCAGUGUCGCUGGUGAACCCGCGCCCAAAUGUGAGUGGCGAAUCAACAAAGCAACCAUUCCGAGCGACAAGAGGGUUGAAGUGCUCAACACCGACUACAACUCCAAGUUCAUCAUGCGCCCAGCCAACCGUGCUGACUCGGGAGAUUACGAAAUUACUGCAACCAACUCGUCCGGGCGUGAUCAGGUUUGUGUCCAGGUCAUCGUUACUGAUAAACCAACCGCUCCGGAAGGACCACUGCAAGUGUCGGAUGUUACCAAGGAAACAUGCAAACUCAAGUGGAAACGGCCACGCGACGACGGAGGUUGCGACAUCGAGUACUAUCAAAUUGAACGCUACGACGAUGACGUUAAGGCUUGGGUACCACACGCUCGAAGUGUAGAAACCAAUGCCGAUAUCAGUGGGCUGCAGAACGGAAAGAAGUACAAGUUCCGUGUAAGUGCGGUCAAUGCCGAGGGCGAGUCGAAACCUCUCGAACAGGUUGGAGAUUUCAUUGCGAAGAAUCCGUUCGACGAACCGUCCGCUCCACGCGACUGCAAGGCUACCGAUUGGGGUCCAGACUUUGUCAAACUUGCCUGGCAGCCUCCGGUUAGUGAUGGCGGUUCACCGGUCACAGGAUAUGUUGUGGAAGUUAAGGAUAAAUAUGGUGAAUGGGAGCGGAAAAUGCAAGUUCCAGCGGAUGCAACCAGUGCAACCGUACCCGAACUCAUGGAAGGUCAGAAAUAUGAGUUCCGAGUGCGUGCUGUCAAUGACGCGGGUCCCAGCGAUCCAAGUAACGCUACUCAACCGAUCACCUGUAAGCCGAAAAACCAACCACCGAAGAUCGAUCGCACGAAUUUGAUUGACGUUCGUAUCAAGGCCGGUAAUAAUGUGACCUUCGAUGUCAAGGUUAGCGGUGAACCGAUACCGACUACCAGGUGGUCACUGAACAAGCGCGAACUGAAGCAAAAUGAGCGCUUCAAGAUUCAGAACUACGACUACAAUACCAAGAUUAUUAUACGUUCAGCUACGCGUGGAGAAUCGGGUACGUACACCAUUGAGGCCGAAAACGAGAAUGGUAAGGACACCGCCAACGUGUUCGUUACUGUGCUUGAUGUGCCAAGUCCACCGGGAGGACCGCUCAAGGUUGCCGAAAUAACCGCCAACGGAGCGGUGCUGGAAUGGCGUGCACCAGAAGAUGACGGAGGUCUACCGAUCGAUAACUACAUCAUUGAGAAACUUGACGAGACCAAGGGAACCUGGGUGUACGCUGGAGAUUCCGGUAGCAACAAAUGCCAGGCCGAAAUUGAUGGUCUUAUCGAGGGUCACUCGUACAAAUUCCGCGUUCGUGCUCAGAACAAGAUGGGCAAAUCGGAGCCACUGUCGAUGGCUAACGCUGUGGUGGCGAAGAAUCCAUUCCGUGCACCAAGCCGACCGGACAAUGUGGUUAUCAAGGAUUAUGACAGAGACUACGUCGAGCUGGAAUGGAAGGCUCCAGAAAACGAUGGUGGAGCUCCAAUUACAGGUUACGUGGUUGAAAAACUCAGCAAGUACUCGGGAGAUUGGGAGAAAUGUGCCGAAGUGGAGGGAGACAAUUGUAUUGCCAAGGUGCCGGAUCUCAUCGAAGGAGCUGCGUAUCAGUUCCGUGUGAAGGCAGUCAAUCGCGCUGGAGAAGGUGAAGCGAGUCGACCAACCGAAUCUCACAUUGCUCGCAGCAAGAAUCAACCACCCCGAAUCGAUCGCAACUCGCUGUCCAACGUCAAGAUUCGUGCCGGUCUCACGUUCGAGUUUGACGUUCCGGUACAGGGAGAACCCAUUCCAGCCAAGGAGUGGUCUCACAAGGACAAUAUGAUCAUCAAUACCGAUCGGGUUAAGGUGGUUUACGAAGAUUACCGGACAAAGCUACGCGUUAUGGACGUUAAGCGUGGUGAUAGUGGAGUUUACACACUGACGGCUAAGAAUAAGAAUGGUGUUGACAUCGCUGAUGUUAAUGUGACGGUCUUGGACGUUCCAGCUCCACCGGAAGGACCGAUUCGUCACGAAAACUUGUCGAAGAAUGGCGUCACACUAAUGUGGCGUCCUCCAAAGGACGAUGGUGGCUCGGAGAUUCUGCACUAUGUUGUUGAGAAGCUCGAUACCGAUCAACUCCGGUGGAUUCCGGUUGGGGAAACUAUCUCCACCAAGAUUCGUCCGGAUAAUUUGAUUGAGGGACACUCCUAUCAGUUCCGCGUUCGUGCUGUCAACAAGCAGGGCGAAUCAAUCCCAUUGGCUACCUCGCAACCAAUCACUGCGAAGGAUCCGUACGCUAAGCCCGAUAAACCAGGCAAACCAGUGGUCGUUGAUUGGAGUGAUAACCACGUCAACCUCGAAUGGAGCAUUCCAAAGAAGGAUGGUGGUGCUCCAAUCACAAGCUACAUCGUUGAGAAGAAACCUCGCUAUGGCGAUUGGAAGUUUGCUGGUGAGUUCACAGAGCUGUACAAACCAUCGGCGAAAAUAGCCGAUUUGACCAAGGAUGAAGAGUACGAGUUCCGUGUUUGUGCCGUCAACAAGGCGGGAGUUAGUGAUCCCAGCGAAUCGUCCGACCCGGUCGUAUGCAAGUCUCGAUUCGUGCCUCCACACUUCGACAAGAAUGCACUGAAGGAUUUGAUUGUCCCGGUGGGCAAGAAGAUCGCUUAUAACGUCAGCGUUGAGGCCUCUCCAAAUGUUACCGCCACGUGGAAGCGUGAUGGUGUUGUAAUCCCUGAAUCGCAACGCGUUAUUCGUGAAGCUUUCAACAAUGAAAUUUCGUUGGAGAUUCCAUUCUCGGUUCGUGAAGAUAGCGGAAUGUACACGCUGAUCGUGAAAAACGAAUGCGGCGAAUACUCGGCCUCUGGUCAUGUUACUGUUUUGGAUAAACCGUCACCACCGGAAGGCCCGCUUAGAAUUAGCAACAUCACAACCGAGGGUUGCCGUCUGGAAUGGAAACUGCCCAAGGAUGAUGGUGGUAGUCCGAUCACUCACUAUGUCAUCGAGAAGAUGGAUAUGUCUCGUGGCACAUGGUCUGCGGCUGGAAUGAGUACUUCUCUGAUCAACGAAAUUUCACGCUUAAUUCAUAACAAGCGCUACUCGUUCAGAGUGAAGGCGGUGAACGAGAUCGGCGAAUCGGAAGCCCUGGAAUCGUCUCAUCCGAUUAUCGCGAAGAAUGAUUUCGAAGAACCAUCGCAGCCCCCGAAACCACAGGUUGUCGAUUGGGACGCCAACUCGGUUAGCUUGGAGUGGAACGCACCGAAAUCGGACGGUGGUGCACCAAUCACCGAAUAUAUCGUUCAGAAGAAGGAGAAAGACAGCCCAUACUGGAGUACUGCUGGUCGUGUACCUGGAAUCCAGCGUAACCUCAAAGUACCAGAUUUGGCCACCGAAACCGAAUGGGAGUUCCGCGUUAUUGCUGUGAACGCUGCCGGCGAAUCAGAGCCAUCCGAUGCUUCGGAUGCUGUUCUUACCCGAUCCAGGUUUGUGGCGCCGAAGAUCAUUACGCCGCUGCACGAUAUGGUUGUCAAGGCUGGACUCAUUUUCCAUUUGGAUGUGAACUUCACCGGAGAACCAGUGCCGGAAGUUACCUGGACACUGAACGGCAAACCCGUGGAAACCGAUAAACGCACGACAUUGACCGCUGUUGGACAUCAUACGAUUGUUCAUACAGUUAACUGCAAUCGUGGUGAUUCUGGUGAUUACAAACUGGUCAUCAGCAACUCAAGCGGUUCGGAUGAGGGAAGCUUGCAUUUGACUGUUCUCGACCGUCCGGAUCCACCGGAGGGACCAAUGAACUAUGAAGAAAUCACAGAGAAGAGUGUUACAAUCUCGUGGAAGCCACCGAAGGACAAUGGUGGCUCUGAACUCACCGGAUACGUUGUGGAGAAGAAAGAUCUUACUCAUGGAGGCGGCUGGGUUCCAGCGGUUGCUUAUGUGAGCCCGAAAUAUACUCACACCGUCGUGCCACGCUUGAACAAGGGUAACAAAUACGAGUUCCGUGUAAUGGCCGAGAAUCUCCAGGGACGUUCCGAUGGACUGCCCAGCAAACAUCCAGUUGUUGCCAAGGAUCAAUUCGUACUUCCUGGACCACCAACCAAACCGGACUUCAUUGACAGUAACUAUGAUCAAAUCACGCUCAGCUGGAAACCACCAAUCAGCGAUGGCGGCUCCAGAAUCACUGGAUACAACAUUGAGCGUCGUGAUGUUGCCACCGGUCGAUGGAUCAAGGCUAACAAACAUCCAGUACCGAACAUUGAGUUCACUGAUACUGGCGUUAUCAAGGGACAUCAGUAUGACUACCGGGUGUCGGCUGUCAAUGCUGCUGGCCAAGGCAAUCCUAGCGACGUAUCCAACAAAUGCUGGGCUAGACCAAUGCAGCAAGCUCCCGCGCUCAACAUGGACGGCUUUGCCAAGAGAACCAUCAAAGUACGUGCUGGUGAACCGAUCAUCAUCACUAUUCCUCUGGUUGGAGCUCCUGUUCCGACUGUGGAAUGGUUCCGCAAUGGAGUUAAAGUACCGGAGACUUCACGUAUCUCGGUUGACACCAACAGUGAACGAACCGUGUUCCGUGUGGAGAAGAGCGAUCGUAAUGAUUCGGAUACAUACAAGAUUAAGGCUUCCAACCAGUACGGUGAGGACGUGAAAGAGUUUGAAGUCAUCGUCGUUGAUAGACCGCAGCCACCGAGAAAUGUGUUCGCUCUGGAAACUACCCAAGAUACCGUCACCCUUAACUGGGAUCCACCGAAGGAUGAUGGCGGUUCGGAAAUAACCGGAUACAGUAUUGAGUACAAGGAGUUCCCGUCGGACAACUGGAAGAUGGUUUAUGGAUCUGUUCCUCGUUGCUCGCACACUAUCAAACAUUUGACCGAGAACCACGAAUACAUCUUCCGUGUUCGUGCCGAAAACAUCUAUGGUGCUUCGGAACCAACCGAAAGCAAAACCAUUUCGCCGAAGAACCCAGAUCCACCGGAGACUGUAGACAAGCCGACCAUCGACGAUUACACACCAAGUUCGUGUACAAUCUCCUGGAAGGCACCACGCGUGCAAACCCGACCCAUCACCGGUUACAUCGUCGAGAAGCGUGAGCGUGGCUCUGGAGAAUGGACCCAAGUUAACAACUAUCCCACCGUCAACCUUACGCAUACGAUUCCCGAUCUGGUGGAAGGCUUCCGUUACGAGUUCCGUGUCAAGAGUGUCAACGAUGUAGGUGUUGGAAAGCCAAGUGAACCGACAGAUCCAAUAACUGCCCAGUACCAGCGCAAACGUCCAAAUCAACCGGAUCCACCAUCGAUCGACAAAAUCACUCGCAGCAGUGUCACACUUUCGUGGCGUACCCUGCGCAGGGACGCAAAGGAAAAGAUCAAGGGAUAUAUUGUACAAUACCGUAUCAAGGACGCCGAGAAGUGGCUAGAUGCUAAUACGAUGGCCGAUCUGAUUUCCGACCAGUCGUAUCGUGUCGAUAAUCUGGAGGAGAACAAAGAGUAUCAGUUCCGUCUGAUUGCCGUGAACGAUAUUGGUUCGUCCGAUCCAUCCCGUCCCAGCAUUAACGUUAUCCUGCAAGAACAACCCAACAAGCCAAUGAUGGAUCUUCGCAAUGUUCGCGAUAUCACCGUUAGAGCUGGUGAUGAUUUCAAUAUUCAUGUUCCAUACGUCGCUUUCCCGAAACCGCUUGCCAGUUGGCUCGCCAACGACGAACAGCUUGAUGAUGGUGAUGCUCGUAUUCACAGACAACUCACAGAUGAAGCCGCUAGUAUUGUGGUCACAAACAGCAAGCGUUCCGACUCUAAGCAGUACCGCUUGAUGUUGAAGAAUCCAUCGGGAUGUGAUAUCGCCUGCUGCAAUGUUAAGGUUUUGGACCGACCAGCGAAGCCUGAAAAUAUUGGGGUUGAAUCGUACGGAGGUGAACAUCUGAUCCUAUGCUGGAACCCACCGUUGGAUGAUGGUGGUUCUCCGGUUACAAACUACGUUAUCGAGAAGAAGGACAAGAGUUCUACGAGCUGGACGAAGGUCAGCAGCUACUGCACCGCUACAUUCCUCAAGAUCAGAAACUUGCGCAUCAACCAGCUGUAUGACUUCCGAGUGUACGCUGAAAACAAAUACGGACUUUCCGAACCAGCACAGGCUGAUUCGAUUGUGGCCAGACAUCCGUUCGAUGUGCCAACUCAGCCAGGAACGCCCACACACGUGGAAACCACCGAGGACUCUAUCACCAUCACAUGGGCGAAGCCGGCAAGCAAUGGUGGAUCGCCAAUCACCCAUUACGUUGUCGAGAAGCGUUUGGCUUCCGAAGGAGGCUGGUCGAAGGUGCAGCAAGGAACUCUCAGAGAUUUGGUUUGCAAAGUGUCGGGACUCACCGACAACCGCGAGUACUGCUUCCGUGUUGCGGCUGUUAACGCCGCAGGCCAAAGUUCAUUCAGCUCGCCGUCGGAUCCGAUCAUGGUCACAGCCGCAUUCAGUGCUCCCAAAAUCACGUCUGACAUUGGAAUGCGCGACAUUCUCGUCAUUGCGAGAGAUCCGUUCAAGAUCAUCGUUCCAUUCAGCGCUACUCCGAGACCGGAUGCCUUCUGGUUGGUCAACGGAAACGAAGUCUCCAGAAAUGAACGAAUCGAGCUACCUGUCACCGAUACCGAAGCUGUCUUUAAAAACGAUUCUGCUAAGCGAUUGGAUAGCGGAAGCUAUACCAUCCAUUUGGUCAACUGUAUUGGAAAGGACACUGCUUCAUGUCGUGUAUUGGUUGUCGAUAAACCAACGCCACCAAUUGGUCCUCUUGAAGUCACCGAAAUCACCCCAGAAUCUUGCACUCUCUCGUGGAAGGUUCCACAGGAUGAUGGCGGUAGCCCAAUAACGAACUACAUUGUUGAACGCUAUGAACCUCUCGGAUACUGGACGAAGGCCAGUAGUUUUGUACGCAACACGCACUAUGACAACAUGGGUAUGGAAGCGAACAAACCGUACAACUUCAGAGUACGCGCUGAGAACCAGUACGGUGUCAGUGAUCCCCUGAUUCUGGAGGAACCAAUCAUUGCGCGCUAUCCAUUCACAGUUCCGGAUCCACCGAAUCCACCCCGUGUUACCGAUUGGGACUCAAACUAUGUCACCGUCACAUGGGAACGCCCGCUUAUGGACGGUGGAUCACGCAUUCAAGGCUAUCGCUUCGAGUACAGAGAUGUUUCGGAUAGCUCCUGGAUUGUGUGUAACUUCCUGAUCAAGGACAAUACCUAUCAAGUGUACAACUUGUUGCCCGGUCGUGAGUAUGAAUUCCGUGUUCGUGCUCAGAAUGCUGCCGGUGUAAGCAAGCCUUCCGCUUCGUCCAAGAAGUUCAAGAUUCACAGCAAGAUUACAGCCCCAACUGCUCCGGGAGCCCCGGCAAUCGUUAAGGUUGGCAAGAGCUUCGUUGAUCUCAGCUGGACCCCACCGGCCAGUGAUGGUGGCUCGAGAAUCAUCGGUUACUACGUCGAACGUCGGGAUAUUGGAGGAGCUCGCUGGGUCAAGUGUAACGAGACCAACAUCCCAGUCACCGAACUCACUGUCUCGAAUCUCAUCGAGGGAGGAGUGUACGAGUUCCGUGUCUAUGCUGUCAAUAAUUACGGAAUUUCUCCACCAUCUGCUGAAACUCGCUCGGUCAGAAUUGGCGAACAGCUGGAUACCGAGAAGCCUGAAUGGGUGCAGAGGUUGAAGUUCAACCUGGUCCCACUUGGAAAAUCGGUACAGUUGACUUGCGAAGCCCACGGAAAGCCAGAACCGACCUGCAGAUGGUUGCGCAACGGAAAGGAAAUCACCCAUGGCGGACAAUAUGCCCUGGAGAGCAAGAAUGGUGUAUUCUCGUUGCACAUUUCCAAUGUGACCUACCGAGACGAGGGUGACUACACUUGUGAGGCACUCAACUUUGUGGGUGUGAUCCAUACUACCGCAGCGGUGAAGAUCGGAGUGCCACCGAAGCUUGUCAAUAUUCCAUCGGAUGUGUAUCUGGUCAAGGGAGACAAUGCCAAGAUCAAGCUUGGAUUCAGUGGGGAUCAGCCAAUGGAGGUUAACAUUUCGAAGGAUCGUGAGAAGCUUAUCGAAACUGAGCACAUCAAAUACACCGUGUUCGAUGACUACGCGGUUAUCUACAUCCGCGAUGUGGAGGACAGGGAUAGAGGAGUAUAUUUGGUCAACUUCAAGAACGACAGUGGAAGUGUGUCUUGCAACGUAAAUGUACAUGUUACUGGACUGCCUGGACCACCAACGGGACCCCUACUUAUCAGCCAUGUUACGAAGAAUAUGUGCACCGUGUCGUGGAAACCACCAACCCGUGACGGUGGCCGGAAGGUUUCUCACUAUGUUGUUGAGCGUCGUGAUAUCAAGUCGCAGCAUUGGCUAAUUGUUGCCAAUUACGUCAAGGAAUGCCAGCUGAUUAUAAAGGGACUGAUCGAGUUCUCAGAAUAUCUAUUCCGAGUUUCUGCAGUCAAUGAGAACGGAAUGGGUCCGGCCCUGGAAGGAGCUGAUGCAAUCAAGGCUCGUGGUCCGUACGAUCUGCCGUCUCCUCCUGGUAUUCCAAUCAUCCACGAAGUGGGAGGCGAUUUCGUCAAUCUGGAAUGGGACAAACCAUGGUCGGAUGGAGGAUCUCGUAUUCUGGGCUACUGGAUCGAGAAGCGCGAACAGGGUAGCGAAACCUGGCAGCGUGUCAAUACAGUUUCAUGCUCGAUCUGCACCAUCAACUGUACAAAUCUGGUUGAAGGACGCUUCUAUGAAUUCCGCGUGGCGGCCCAGAAUGAGGUGGGUGUUUCUGAGUUCUCGAAGGCUUCACAGCUGGUGAGGGCCGAGGAUCCAGAUGUAUGCAAACCACCAGAGGUUGUGAAACCACUAAAUACACUGACAUGCGUUCAGAACCGAAGCGUUGAGUUCGUUUGUAAGAUCACCGGUGUGCCUCGUCCCAAGAUCACCUGGCAUAAGGGAGCUCGUGAAAUUUGCUCUGGAUCACGGUAUCACAUGUACAGCGAUGGAGAUACGCACCAUCUGGCGAUCAACGACGUGUUCGGUGAGGAUGCCGACGAGUACACUUGCCGUGCCGUCAACAAGGGAGGAAUCAAAUCCACGAAGGCUUCGCUCGUCAUCAAAUCUCCACCGAAGCUCAACGUUCCACCACGUUUCCGCGACACUGCCUUCUUCGAUAACGGAGAGAACAUUGAAAUCAAGAUUCCGUUCACUGGAUUCCCCAAACCACGUUGCCACUGGAAUCUCAAGGGCGAACAGAUCGAAUCCGGUAUCCAUUAUCACAUUGAAACUCGCGAACGACACACCGUGCUUACCAUCCGCGAUGGAUCUCAGUUCGACUCCGGCACUUACACCAUCACUAUCGAGAACGAACUUGGACAGGACACUGCAGAUAUUAGCAUCCAAAUUAGCGAUCGCCCGGAUAGACCGAAGAAUCUCACCGUCGACCAGAUCGGACUGGAUCAUGUCACUCUCAGCUGGCUGCCACCUUCCUGGGACGGAGGCGCAAGCAUUACAAACUACAUUGUCGAGAAACGUGAAGUUCCACUGUCGACCUGGAUUCGCGCUGGUACUACCCGCUUCAAUCAGCUCAUCAUUCCACACCUGUCGCCUGGUCAUCAGUAUGAGUUCCGAGUGUUCGCUGAGAAUGUGUACGGUCGAUCCGAUCCAUCGGAUCAAACAGAGUUGGUUAGUCUGAAGGAUCUGGGCAUCAAACAGGUCAAGCGUGUGAAGUACGAGCUGGAUGAGAACGGCAAACCGAAGCGCCAGGGUAAGCGUGAACCGAUCGGCGAUUAUGACACGUACGUGUUCGAUAUCUACUCCAAGUAUGUUCCGAAACCGGUGGAGAUUUCCAACAAGAGCGUUUACGAUCAGUACGAAAUUCUGGAAGAGAUCGGUACCGGAGCUUUCGGUGUGGUCCACCGAUGCCGUGAGCGUAAGACCGGCAAUGUGUUUGCUGCGAAGUUCAUUCCGGUAUCAACAAAUUCAGAGCGUGAUCUGAUCCGUAAGGAGAUCGAUAUCAUGAAUCAACUACACCACCGCAAGUUGAUCCAUUUGCACGAUGCCUUCGAAGAUGACGACGAGUUUGUGCUGAUUUACGAAUUCCUGUCCGGUGGUGAGCUGUUUGAACGCAUCACCACGGAAGGCUACCGCAUGUGUGAACAGGAGAUCAUCGAGUACAUGAAGCAGAUUUGUGAAGCUGUGAAGUACAUGCACGAGAAGAACAUCAUCCAUCUGGACAUUAAGCCGGAGAAUGUGAUGUGCCAGACGAGGAAUAGCAAUCAGGUGAAACUGAUCGAUUUCGGACUGGCCACCCGCCUUAAUCCGAAUGAAAUGGUGAAGAUUUCGACCGGAACAGCUGAAUUUGCUGCACCAGAAAUUGUCGAACGCGAACCGGUUGGUUUCUACACGGAUAUGUGGGCAGUUGGUGUGUUGGCCUAUGUACUGAUCAGUGGUCUGUCGCCGUUUGCCGGAGAAACCGACAUCGACACCUUGAAGAAUAUCAAGCAAGGUACCUGGGAGUUCGAUGAAGUCGCAUUCAAGGACGUAUCGGAAGAAUGUAAGGACUUUAUUCGGCGUUUGCUGAUUAGGAACACGGACAAACGUAUGACCGCUCACGAGUGCCUGAUACACGCUUGGUUGAGCGAUUCCUAUAAUAGCUCGACGUCUUUAAUCUCGAUUGAGCGAUACAAAACUAUACGCGAUCACAUCCGCAGAAAGUACGACGACUGGGCAUCAUUCGUUCUGCCGCUGGGUAGAUUAUCGGAGUACUCCGCGCUACGGAAACUGCUUGUCACCAAGUACAAGAUUCAUGAAACAUCGUUCGAUCGCCGGCAGGCCGCUCCACGGUUUGUCAUUCGUCCACAGUCCGCGUUCUGCUACGAAGGCCAGAGCUGCAAAUUCUACUGCCGUGUUAUUGGUGUGGCAACUCCUGUUGUAACGUGGUAUCACAACAAUCAAGAACUCAAGCAAUCGGUCAAAUUCAUGAAGCGUUAUGCCGGUGAUGACUACUACUUCAUCAUCAACCGAGUCAAGUUGGAUGACCGCGGCGAGUAUAUCAUCCGUGCCGAGAACCAUUACGGCGCUCGCGAGGAGGUUAUCUUCCUCAACGUUCACCCAAUGUCCAAACAAAUCCCCGUGUACAAACCGGAGACCUUCACUAUCAGAAAGCGAGAACCAAGCCCACGUCCAUUGUGGCAAGAGGAAUCCGAUGCUGCUCCAGUUUUCACGUUCGCUUUGCGUCCACGUGUAAUGCAGUGCCGAGAUGUCUGCAAGCUGCUCUGCUGUGUCAGUGGAAAACCAGUGCCCACUGUGAAGUGGUUCAAGAACGGACGCGAGCUUAGCCGAUUCGAGUACGCCAUGACUCAUACCGAUGGCGUUGUGACGAUGGAGAUUAUCGACACCAAGAUCGCGGACUCCGGCGAGUACAAGUGCGUUGCGGUUAAUCCUCUCGGCAAAGCGGAAACAAGCUGCGUUGUGAUUGUUGAAGAUCGUCGCCACCAUACGAUUGAGCCGACGGCGGAAGGAAGGAAACUUUCGAUCAAGCGGCCUGAAAUUAAGGCCCCAGCCUCGAAACAACUUGGACCACCAGAUGCCCGUUCCCGUCAAUCAACUCGUGAAUUAAUGCCCCUGCAAUCGGACAGCUUGAUGCAUCCACCAGAGUUCACCGCGAAACUUAAGGACGUCCUAGCUUCCGACGGCGAACCACUGCAACUCAACUGCCAUGUCAGCGGUGACCCGCUGCCACAGAUCACGUGGACCAAAAAUGGCAAGAAACUGACAUCCUCAGCUGUAAUCGACAUCAAGUACAAAUCUGGAAUUGCUAGCCUCCGAAUCAAUGAACUGUUCCCAGAGGACUCCGGUACCUAUGUGUGUACGGCAAAGAAUUCCAUGGGAGAAACCUCGACACAGUGUGUGCUGGAUGUUAAGAAGGGACCUGGUUCAACGGCUCGGCCCGCGGAGAAGAAGGGCGGUAUGAUCAAGGCCCCGGUCAUCAACAAGCACGCCGAGUCCGGCUACUACAAGGACGGCUCGGAAAUAACGAUCACCUGCAACAUCACCUGUCCGGAUCAAUUCAAUGUGAUCUGGCUGCACGACAAUCGCGAAAUAAAGAACACGCCCGACUUCGAGUAUCUGAACGAUGGCGACAAGUACUCGCUACAUAUCCCCGAAAUCUUCCCGGAGGACGCCGGCACGUACACGUGCGAGGCGUUCAACAAGGGUGGAGAGAGUUUCAGUUCCUGCACGAUCACCGUGCUGUCUCAGUCCGACCAGAAGGAAAAUCCGAUCUUCGCCAAGUUCCCGGCCUCUCUGAGCGUGUUGGAUGGGGCGAAGGCCGUGUUCAGCUGUGAAACGUACGACACCCCGACCAAGCUGGAGUGGUACAAGGACGGCGAACCAAUCAACGAGUCCUCCAACCGAUAUCGGUUCGUGAAGAAGGACAACAAGUACACCUUCACCGUUGCCAAGUGCUCGUUCGAGGAUAUCGGCCAGUACCAGGUGCGGGUGGUGACACGCCACGGUGACGCACUCGCUUCCUUCUCGGUCAAUGUUAGUGCGUAGAGAGAGAGAGCGCAUCACGCUCGUCCUAGUUAGGUAGAAGCAAGCUCACAAUUUCUAGUUUCUGCAAGAAAUGUUUUCUUCUCUGGUAUUUUUAGGUUAUUUUUGUACUUCUAGCUCGAAACGAUAAAGCUGAACCAAUCAAUUUGUGUAAUUUUUGUAAAGUAUUAUUUAUUUCUCGACUACUGAGCAGAGCGUAAGGUGCAAGCAUUGAUUUUUUUAACUGUUGAUAUAAAACGUCGAAAACCCAUAAAAAUAAUAAUAAAGAGCGAAAAUGUUAGUUAAUUAA